AUGGAGGCGGAGCUUGCCAGACUUGCCCGUGAGGCCAGCGGCAUCAAGAACGAAGCUGUCGCGGCCGUAGAGGAGGAGGAGCUCGCCGCGUGGGUGAAGGCCGUCAAGGAGGCGGCCGGUGCCAGCACCGGGCCCUCUCCCGCCGAAGGGCCAUCCGAGGAGGAGGCCGAGGCCGGCAAGCUCCCGGCCACGCAGAAGAGGCGCAUCCUGCGUCGGGUCGGCUCCGGCGCGCCUGUCCAGCCUGGCAAGGUCGUGACGCGGCAAGGGGCUCCGGGGGAGGCCGCGCGCGUGACGAGGGCCGCGGCGGUCCCCCCGGCAGACCAGGGGGGCACCGACACCAUCAUCGAGGAGGCUGCCGCAGACACCGCGGCCGAGGCUGAGAAGGUCGCCACCGAGGAGGCCGCCAAAACCGCGGCCGAGGAUGCCGCCGAAGGGUUCGCCGGGGAGACCGGAGAGGGCGCCGCCGAGGAGGCCGGCAAGGGCGCCGCUAGGACGGCAAGCGUCAGGGUGCCGGCCGAGGGGGAGGCGUUCGACGACGAAGUGCUCUCCGCCGCCGGGUUUGAGGUCAUCGACGAACCGAGCGCUGGUGACGGCACCCAAGAGGAGCGGCUCCUCCAGGCGAAAUCGAAAGAGGCGGUGGCGCACAAGGUGGAAGCAGACUUCGCGGACCGCGUCGCCGAGGCGCAGGCUUGCUUCCGCCAGGCCCAUGAGGAGCUGAAGGCCACCCAAGGCCAGCUGGCGCAGCGCGACCUAGAGCUCCUUCUGAAGCAGGCCGACCCUGAGAAGGCCCGGGACGAAGCGAGGGAGGAGGCCACCAAGGCCGAGGCCAUCCGGUCCCAGUGCGAGGCCGAGCUGAACUCCCAGGAGGAGGACCUUGCCAAACGCGAGGCGGAUAUCGACGCCAAACUCUGCGCCAAGGACGAGGAGGUGAAGGAGCUCGAGGUAGAGCGGGACGGGCUGAAGGACCAGACCCUAAAGUUGGCCGAGGAGAAGGACACGCUCAAUGGCGCCCUCACGGAGGCGCAAGGCGCCAUCCUUGGGCGCCAUGACCAACGUCCUCACCAAGCUGGCCUCUGGAACCCCGACCUUGACUUCGACGCCGGGCUGGACAACUUGUCGGGCGAUGCAGACCUUUCAGGGAUCGAGGAGCGCAUCGAGCCCAUCAGCAGCCGCAUCGGCGGAAUCCAGAGGGUGGAGGGCCAGCGCCGGGACUAG
Aegilops tauschii subsp. strangulata is the source of this 1215-nucleotide messenger RNA. Lineage: Eukaryota; Viridiplantae; Streptophyta; Magnoliopsida; Poales; Poaceae. The record is from RefSeq and is a predicted model, not a curated record.